UUUAUGUGCCUAAAUGAUAUCCUGAUUUAUAAAUCUGCAAUACUCUGAUAAGUAAAUCAUACAGUAUAAGGAUUCAUGCACAAUACAGGGUAACUAUUCUACUCUGAUACUUCCCCUGAUUGAAGAUAGCUGAUCGGCACGGGCUAAGUGUGUCGCAGUCUGUACAAUGGACAAUGUUGUUUACUGUUGGAAUACAAAUGGAGUGUAUCGUUUUGUUUCAUGGAUUAUGCUAAUAAAGGGAGUUUUACUACUACUUUGAGUAUUUUCGACAAGUGUACACGUACAUUUGUACAUCCUCGGUCCUUUACAGAUAUUACGAGUAGACCCAGAAAUUCGGACUCAGACAUGGACAACAGCCAUGAAUCCGCUCCUUUAAGCAAAACAAAAGAAGACAAACCAAAAAUUCAUGAUGAAGAAAAAAGUGAGAAACACAGAAGAACCAUUGGACGAUUCCGCAUCAUGGUGUUUGCCUUGGGAAUUUUUAUACUCCUUCUUCUGAUCAUUGUUAUAGUGGUGGCAGUCAUGAAGAAAGUGGAGACAAUCCCACCUUGUUCGUCAGGUCAGAGCGUGGAUAUAUCGGAACCAGAUAAUCCCUCUAUAUUCCACGAUUUAACUUCUAAGGAGGUAAAAGGGAUGAUGGAAUUUCUAUACAAACAAAAAGAUCUCAACUUGACAAGGCCAGAUAAAAUCGAAGUGAAAACGUCGUACAUUUUUACAGCAGAACUCCAUCUUCCAGAAAAGGCUGAUGCCGUUUCUUUCCUUGCAAGUGGCACGGGCCAGAGACCACCUAGACAAGCAAGAGUGAUAAUUUUUCGUGGAGAUUUACUCAUACCAAAAAUUAUGGAGAUAGUUGUCACUCCGCUUCCCAAUCCUACGCAUUACACGAUUUGGAAGGAUGACAUCCCUUUUGGGUAUCGUCCGGUUACUGGUCCAGAUUACGGUGGAGCUUUAGGAAGCAUCACUUUGGAGACAGAUAAAAAAGCACGCCAGCUUCUGUUGGAGAGUUUUGGCGGGGCACUUACGAACUGUGGUGAUACUUGUCUUACCUAUAAGUAUAUCACGCCUGUGUCGUCUGCAAUCAGUGGUCGGAACAGACGACAGUAUUGGUUCUGGAUGUCUCAAUUCGUAGAAUUUUACAUACUUCAUCCUGUCGACUUUGCUGUUUUAGUCGAUAUGGACGAUCCAUCAUAUCCUAUUGAGAAGGUAUGGUACAAUGAGCACACGUUUGAUACUCUCGAUUCUCUUGUUAAACAAUACAAUGAGGAUAAGGUGCUAAAGAAACCCCUGCUAUUUCCCAAUUUGUCUGAGACCCUGUUCUCCACGUUACACAGACGAGGAACCGAGUUUCCGAAAACAUCACAACGUCCACCGAUUUCCAUUGAACCAGACGGUCGAAGAUACAGUGUAAAAGGUCAGCACGUGAAAUACAUGAAUUGGGAGUUUGAUUUCAGAAUGUCUACUACUCGAGGCCCGCAACUUUACGACAUUCGUUUUCAAAACAACCGAAUUGUUUAUGAACUUGCUCUACAGGAAAUAAGUGUGUUUUAUUCUGGUUAUAAACCUACACAGAUGUUUUCAAACUACUUUGAUUCGAGUGCUAUGAUUGGUCCACAGGACAAAGGAUUAGUUCCGGGUGUUGACUGCCCAUCCCAUGCCACGUUUGCGCACGCAUCACAUGUAUUGGAAUCCUCUGAAAAACUCAUCACUUUCAAAAACGCAUUUUGCCUUUUUGAAAUCAACACUGGGACGCCUCUUCGAACGCAUCAUUCUUUCUCCCCCUUCCAUGGCUCCUUUUAUGAAGGGAUGCCUAAUUCUGUUCUUAUCCUUAGAGCGGUCCUCACCGUGGUCAAUUACAGCUACCUCGUGGACUUCAUAUUUUACCAAACGGGAGCGAUAGAAGUUAAAACAGUGUCAACAGGUUACAUACUCUCCACUCCUUUUACAGCCAACGCCCCAAAUUUUGGAGUUCAAGUAAGCGACAACAUCAACGGCAACCUUCACCACCAUAUGUUCAGCUACAAGGUAGAUUUGGAUAUCGAGGGGGCGAUGAAUCGCUACAGAACGCUGAACAUCUCCACAGUUGCCUCCGCCAAUCAAUUCAAUCCAGACCCAAAUGCAAAAAUUGUUCAAGGACAGUUUCUGGUCUCUGAGAAAACGACGGAAAGCGAAGCUGCGUAUAAGUUCAAUUUUGAUACCCCAAAGUAUCACUUAUUUUAUAACAAUUUGAAAAGGAACAAGUUCGGCGUUCCUAGGUCCUACAGGCUUUUAAGCCGAGGAAUGAGUAAACAGUUGUUGCCGGAGGGUCUAGGGAACGAACCGGCCAUGGCCUGGAUGCGCUAUCAAAUGGCGGUCACCAUGCGAAAAGAACACGAAAGAAUAAGCAGCUCCAUUUAUAGUGGGUUGGACGCCAAAGAUCCUGUUGUCAAUUUUGAUCACUUCUUGAAAGACGACGAUAAGAUUGUUGAUGAAGAUUUGGUUGCCUGGGUGAGUUUGGGUGUUCAGCACAUACCCCACUCAGAAGAUCUUCCGGUGACCCACACACCGGGCAUGGACCUCAGCUUCUUUCUUUUACCCUACAAUUACUUCACAGAGGACCCUGCAAUGGGGUCACGUGAUUCCGUCAGAAUAGAACCUAACAUCUAUAAUAAUCCAAAAAGUGGCGUUAAAGUAUCUGGAUUUGAUAAUGAAGACUUACAGUGUAAACCCCCGGUAAACAACUAUCAACAAGCUGUCGAGGCGGAUCCUAGUAUUUUAUUUGAAACUCAGGAGGGACAGGGCACUUCCAUAUAAAUGUUAACUCCAUAACAAAGUAGUGGUCAUGAGUGAAUAUUCGAUUGAUGAUUGCGUGGGUAAAUGUAGUGAGUUUUUGAAUUGUAAUACCCUACCCCCCCCCCCCCCCACCCGCCCCAAAGCAAACUCUAGUUAACUGUAGAUAACUGCCAUUUAGUAAAUGAUUAAGUUUUUACUAAGGUAAUCAAUUGCUAAGAUUUUAAUACAUUUAACUCUAGUAAAUCAAGAUUUUUUACUUUAGAAAAUCAAAGUAUCAAAGUUUUUACUGUAGUAAAUCUAAUUUUCAUAUACACAUGUACUUGACAAUAGUAUCAAAGUUUUUCCCCAUUGUAAAUCAAAUACUAGUAUCAAAAGUCUUUAAUACAGUAAAUGAAAUUAUUAUUUCGUUGAAAUAUUCUACUUAUUUAAAUCAAAACUAUUACCAAACUUACUCAAAUAUCAACAACUUUUUACUCAAAUAAUUUAAAAGAGCUUAGCAUUUUCCUUUGCUAGGGUUAUAAACCUGUUCUGUGGGUUAAACUUUGAAAGUUAACACUGAUGUGAACAGAGUGUGUAAAAUAUCAUGGUGGAGAGUACAGAUGACCAUUUUUAAAUGACUACGAAUUCGUAUUGCAUCGACAUUUCGAUUGCAAGAGAAAGGCAGGCAGAGAAAUGUACUUAUCUCCAACUUCACACCAUCAAAGGAUAUACACUACCAACUGUAACCUAAACUGGUAGUUAUUUUCAAUAUUUUACAUUGAUAUAUAUAUAUAUAUAUACAUGGACUAUAUCGAUUUAUAAGGCUGUUGAGAAAUAUUUUAAAAGCGAUCAGCGAUUAUUUUGCACAGUAUUUUCAGUGAAUGGAGGUGUACAUAAUAUAAAAAUGUAUAUUUUUCAUGUACAUAUAUGUUACAAUAAUUUUUUCUCACACAUAAAUAAAUUACAUAUGUACACAUACGAUAUUUUUGUCUACAAAUCCUUCGAAAAUCCCAUUGUAGGCUACUGAUGUGUAUUGUAUACGAGUCGCGUGUAAUGUCCCCGCUUUUGUUUUGUGCCACAUUGUAAAACACUUCAUACAAUUUUUAUGGUUAUACCAGUUUGAUAGUUGUUGAACUAUUGAAUUAAAAAAUCUCAAUAUUGUC
Ostrea edulis (European flat oyster) is the source of this 3911-nucleotide messenger RNA. Its product is annotated as putative amine oxidase [copper-containing]. Gene Ontology annotation, molecular function: primary methylamine oxidase activity; copper ion binding; quinone binding. The record is from RefSeq and is a predicted model, not a curated record. The transcript has 3 exons. Lineage: Eukaryota; Metazoa; Mollusca; Bivalvia; Ostreida; Ostreidae. Gene Ontology annotation, biological process: amine metabolic process. Gene Ontology annotation, cellular component: plasma membrane. The coding region runs from base 220 to 2790 and encodes 856 amino acids.